AUGAUUGAGGAAUUCCUGGCGGGAAUGACGCCUGGGAGGACAUUUUUAUGGUCUCUCGGUGUAUUCGUAGCCUUCUGCGUCUUUCGAAAAAUUCAGGCAGCGGUACAGAUUGCACAUCUCGGCGCUCGCGCCCCCAAAGUCUCCUUCCGCCUUCCUUACGCCCUUGACUUCAUCUACAAAGGCCAAAUAGCCAAUCUCAAAAACGAUGAUCUCAAGUUCUGGCAUGAUACAAUCAUGUCUGCCGGAAACAAAGCAAACUGCAAGACCGCAGAGGUCGACGCAGGCAUCUCCACCCGUGUAAUUCUGACGAUGGAACCCGAGAAUAUCAAGGCCGUGCUCACCGGACAGUUUGCCGACUACGGCAAGGGGGAGUCAUUUCACAGGGAAUGGAAAGAGUUCCUGGGCGACAGCAUCUUUGCUACUGAUGGCGAACUAUGGUCGCGUUCGCGCCAGCUCAUCCGCCCCAUGUUCGCGCGUGAUCGUCUCGUUGACACGGAAAUAUUCGAGAAACAUGUGCAGAAACUAAUUCCCCUGCUCAGCGGCAACCCAACGGGGGGCAAGGUGGUCGAUGUCGGCUCCCUGUUCUUCCGAUAUACUCUCGACGCGGCGACAGACUACCUGCUGGGCCGGGGUACUGACAGUCUGGAGAACCCUGCCACUCGCUUUGCAGAGGCUUUUCGAUAUGUACAACAGCGUCAAGCUGAGCUUUUCCGCUUCGGAGUCUUUAACUUUGCCAUGUCGCGCAAAGAAUUCCGCCGCAAUCUCAAGAUCAUGGAUGGCUUCAUUCAGCCCUACAUUGAAACCGUGUUGGCUCUAUCGACCGCCGAACUUGACCAGAAGCUUUCGAAACGCGAGACCUUCUUGCAUGCCCUUGCUCGUUUCACUCGCGACCCCAGGGUGCUGCGAGACCAGCUCGUGGCUGUUCUCCUUGCCGGCCGGGAUACCACAGCUGGAACGCUUUCCUUCUGUCUAUUUGAAAUGGCCCGCCACCCCGAAGUUGUUGCGAAACUGCGCGAGGAGAUUCGGCAACGUCUUGACGUCGGCGCCAACGCCCAAAAGCCGACUUACAACGACCUGAAGGAGAUGAAAUACCUGAACGCCGUAAUCAACGAAACCAUGCGAGUUUACCCCGUAGUGCCCUUCAACGUGCGCUAUUCCCUGAAAGACACCACCCUCCCGCGCGGCGGCGGGCCCGACGGCCUUGCUCCCGUGGGUGUGCGCGCCAACACGCGUAUUAUUUAUUCGACGCUACUGAUGCAACGCGAUCCUGAUCUCUACGAUGGGCCCGAAUCGAAGAAUUACUUCGACCCGCAACGGUGGAUCCCGGAGCGCUGGGUGGAUGGAUGGCAGCCUCGGCCGUGGCAGUUCAUUCCGUUCAAUGGUGGUCCUCGCAUCUGCAUCGGCCAGCAGUUUGCGACGAUUGAGAUGGGAUACACUAUAAUCCGCAUCCUGCAGGCCUACGAACGUAUCAUCGCCCUGCCGGUCAGUGGAAAGGAGCAAGUCGAGGAUCCUGUGUUGCGGUUCGAGGUCACACUCAGUCCGGGGUCGGAGUUCAAUUGUGUAUUUUUGAAGGAAGGUGAAGACAUCGCACGGGCUGGCUUCAAGAAUUAA
Penicillium macrosclerotiorum is the source of this 1611-nucleotide messenger RNA. RefSeq names its product cytochrome P450. NCBI's taxonomy places the organism in Eukaryota, Fungi, Ascomycota, Eurotiomycetes, Eurotiales, Aspergillaceae. The record is from RefSeq and is a predicted model, not a curated record. Gene Ontology annotation, molecular function: oxidoreductase activity, acting on paired donors, with incorporation or reduction of molecular oxygen; heme binding; monooxygenase activity. Bases 1 to 1611 code for a protein of 536 amino acids. The transcript is spliced from 3 exons.